CUAUUUAAGACGGACCACUAUCUCAUCAUCAUGUGGUCAUUCCGCUUUCCAUCAUCAGCUUCCAAGCAGUCUGACCACUCUUAAUAACUUGGGUUCCACAUCCUUCAACAUGAGAUUCACUGUCGCUGGUAUUGCCUUUUUGGCAUCCGCCGUUAUUGCCGCUCCAUCAGACAAUGGCUUGGAGUUCAGAACUGUCGAUGAGGUGAAGGAUCAGCUAUUGCCCAUUUCCGAGAUGACCUUCACUGGCCCUGUCGUCGUCGGCGGCCCGAACGUCACCCUCCACGGAGAUGCUUCCUCCAUCUAUGAACAAAUCCUCGCCAUCAACCCUACCUUCAAUGCGGAAGAAUUCCAGGAGCCCGAGGGAGGCUUGGAGGCUAGACAGACCACCAACAACUGGAACUGCAACCAAGGAACGUACGUCGAGGCGUACUACUCCCAGUGCGCCAACGCCAUCAACCGCCUGAUCACUCUGGGCACCAACUACUGCAGUGUACCUGCCAGCACUUGUGCUCGCGUAGCCUGCUCCAACAGCUGCUCCAUUUACCUCUGCAACAACCGGUUUAUCGAAACGAGCGUAUACUGCAGUGAUAUCGCUGUCGAUAUGGGUAUUAUUGUGAGCAAGUGUGGCACUGUUGCCAACGGCGACACCCGGGCAAGAGGCACCCUGAGCUUCCAGAGUCACUACACUUAUCUUACCCAGCAGACUUGCUAAGAGGAUUUUCUCCAAGGCCGGGUAAUUUAACUAAGCUAUCAUAUCUAUAUUUCUGUGUCUUAUACCCAUGAUGAGUGAGCACUCUGCAGCACGCCUUGUGAGAAAUUCGGUCGAAUGUUUCUCAAAAUCCAACAGAUUUGUUGAGAGCCUGGCUCCUUAAGUCCUGCCGCGGCGAACCUUGCAUAGAUUGACCAAUAGGGGACAUUACAGAAUACAUUCAUGAAGCUCCGUACGUUGUUCGGAAGCAUAUACCAUGGCAUCAGCCCUGAUCUGAUCUCAAGAAAGUGGGGGUAAGAUCAAGCCGAG
This is a messenger RNA of Colletotrichum acutatum, 1018 nucleotides long. RefSeq lists its product as uncharacterized. Bases 110 to 712 code for a protein of 200 amino acids. The record is from RefSeq and is a predicted model, not a curated record. The transcript is spliced from 4 exons. NCBI's taxonomy places the organism in Eukaryota, Fungi, Ascomycota, Sordariomycetes, Glomerellales, Glomerellaceae.